CUAGUUAUAUGUAAUGUGUCUCUUUUACUACACAAGUUAGCUUUCUUGAUGUCAUAUAAAAAAAAGUAAACAACUUGGAGCGGGUUGGAUCUGCAAGUAUUUUGAAUAUAUUGAAAUGUGUUUACGUUUGUGUGGCAAUGUAUUGUCAUAUGAAGAAUUAUCACUUAUAUAAACAUCGUUGUGCUCUUGCCAGGCGUUCGUAUUCUAUUACCGUUUGGACUUUAUAAAACAUAUUCCUCAUUCACCAUGAUUUACUUGAGGAGGACUAUUACUCUUGGAAUGCGUUCCUUAAAAAAGAUUAAAAUAAAAUAUAUGGUAGCAUCACUUGUGACAUUGGUCCUGCUGGAAUAUUUUGGAGCAUUCACCCACAUAUUUGAACGUAAUUUUUACGUGGAAUUUGACUAUCCAUUGGAAGGGGAUAUUACACCAUACAUAGAACAGUUGAAGAACAAAGAAAAACCUGAUAUCCAGCCAUUGAAUGUGUAUAAUUACACUUUUAUUUCCAAGUGCGAUAGAAAAUGUUCAGAGGGUGAGAGCUCUCAGUUGCGUCUAGUGUACAUUGUUAAGUCUGCAAUGUUAAAUUUUCAGAGGCGAAUGGCGAUAAGAAAUUCCUGGGGGUUUGAGAAAAGAUUUUCUGAUGUUCCUAUCAGAACAGUGUUUGUUCUUGGUGUUUCCUCUCCAGGGACUGGUGAUUUACAACAGUCUAUCGAAAACGAAAGCAGAAAUUAUGGUGACAUUGUUCAAGCAGACUUUUUGGAUACGUAUUUUAACAAUACCAUCAAAACAAUGAUAGGGUUUCAAUGGGUAAUGAAUUUUUGUAUGAACUCCAAGUUCUACAUGUUUGUCGAUGAUGACUUUUAUGUUUCGACAAAGAAUGUGCUACGAUUUUUACGUAAUCCAACUGAGUAUCCUCAGUACUUGGAAAUGCCUGUAAUAGCGCUACAGCAGUUUAAAAAAUCUCAAGAAAGAACUGAUUUACAGUUGAAAGAACAAUCAUUAAAGCUCAACAGAAGAAUUCAUCAGAUUGAUUUCGAACUGCCCGAUGACGUCAAGUUAUUCUCAGGGUUUGUUUUUGUGUCGGCCCCGCAUCGUCAUCGCAGUAGCAAAUGGUUUGUGACGCUGUCUGAGUAUCCUUUUCACAUGUGGCCGCCUUACGUGACUGCCGGUGCGUACGUUCUGUCCCAUGCUGCACUGGUGGAUAUGCACUACGGUAGUUUAUACACGAAACAUUUCAGGUUUGACGACAUUUACCUGGGAUUAGUAGCCCUGAAGGCAGGCAUAGAACCGUAUCACUGUCCAGAGUUCUAUUUUUACAAGAAAGAUUACAGUGUUCAUGCUUAUCGUUAUGUUAUUGCCUCGCAUGGCUACGGGGAGCCAUCUGAACUGGCCGCUGUGUGGAAUGAGCAGAAGAGUAUUGGGAAUGCGUGAUGUAUGACAUUGUACAUAACAUGUGUUUGAUCUGUUAUAACCGGAGCCUUUCACUACUACCAACAGUAUCGUUGCCCUUCAGAAGCAUUGCAGAGGAACUUAGGUUUCAGGACAUAAAGACGUCCCGAUUAAAAAGUAAUAACUUACAGUACAUAGCGUCAGGGCCGUCGAGAAGUGUGUGUGUGUGUGUGGGGAGGGAACAAAAUGCCCGGGGUCCGAGCAUGAAGGGGCGCCCAGUUGAUUUCCGAAAUACUUUUUCAUGCUUGUGUUUACUCUGAUAGACAAAAAUUACAAUUCUAUUGCUAAUAAAUUUAAUUGGAAACCUUACAAGUGAUUAAUGUUUUCAGAUUGUGUUUAAAUAUUUGGCCACUGUAGUGUUUAGUCUUUAGAUUUUUUUUUGUGGUUUUUGAAAAGUAACAAGGAGGAGGCACGUCAAAAUUACUUCCCCCCAGGCCCAUAAUUUCUCUCGGUGGCCCUGCAUAGCAUAAAAGAAAACUUGAGGAAUGUGUAGUUUAGAGGCUAGGUACUACGGAAAUGUGCAACAUUUCCAACAUGCUUCUUGUUUUAAACCGAGUCGAAAUUUUUACCCAUACAUGUAGGCUAAGUACUGUGAUACCUGAUGAGCACUUGUAUUCUCUAUUAUAAGACUGAUAUUAGCCACUGCCAAUACUUGCAACAUAAAAUUGCCCCACACAAGCCAGAAUAAAUUUUGUUUUAAACUUAGGCUUACUUUUUUAAAAUGUAAAUUAAUGAUCAGGGAAAUAAUAAAAAAUUUUUAGAGUA
Messenger RNA from Bacillus rossius redtenbacheri, 2211 nucleotides. RefSeq names its product beta-1,3-galactosyltransferase brn. The record is from RefSeq and is a predicted model, not a curated record. Gene Ontology annotation, molecular function: UDP-glycosyltransferase activity; hexosyltransferase activity. The transcript is spliced from 2 exons. Bases 247 to 1428 code for a protein of 393 amino acids. Lineage: Eukaryota; Metazoa; Arthropoda; Insecta; Phasmatodea; Bacillidae. Gene Ontology annotation, cellular component: Golgi membrane.